This is a messenger RNA of Candidozyma auris, 600 nucleotides long. It is a transcript of the gene YKT6, whose product is annotated as palmitoyltransferase YKT6. The coding region runs from base 1 to 600 and encodes 199 amino acids. The transcript has a single exon. Gene Ontology annotation, cellular component: membrane; Golgi apparatus. Gene Ontology annotation, molecular function: SNAP receptor activity. Lineage: Eukaryota; Fungi; Ascomycota; Pichiomycetes; Serinales; Metschnikowiaceae. The record is from RefSeq and is a predicted model, not a curated record. Gene Ontology annotation, biological process: endoplasmic reticulum to Golgi vesicle-mediated transport.
AUGAAGAUUUAUUAUAUCGGCAUCCUAAAGGUCAAGGACUCUGUUGUGGAGCUUGCUGCCGCCAGAGAUCUCUCCCAGUUCUCGUUCUUCGAAAGAUCCUCGGUGUCUCAGUUCAUGACAUUCUUUUCGGAAACAGUUUCCCAAAGAACGGCAGCAGGUCAGAGACAAAGUAUUGAAGAAGGCAACUACGUUGGCCAUACUUACACAAGGCUGGAAGGUUUAUCAUGUGUUGUGAUUACAGAUAAGGAAUACCCCGUGAGACCCGCGUAUACUUUAAUCAACAAGAUUUUAGAGGAAUACCUUUCUUUGCAUCCUGCUAAUGAGUGGAGCUCUGCUACAGAGACUAACCCAUCAUUUUCCUUCGACAAGUUGGAUCAGUAUAUCAAGAAGUACCAGGAUCCCUCCCAGGCUGACUCAAUCAUGAAAGUGCAACAAGAGUUGGACGAGACGAAGAUUGUGUUGCAUAAAACAAUCGAGUCUGUUUUGCAAAGAGGUGAGAAAUUAGAUACUUUGGUGGACAAAAGUGAAGCACUUUCUUCGUCGUCCAGAAUGUUUUACAAGCAGGCCAAGAAGACAAACUCCUGCUGCGCUAUUGUCUAG